AUGGGCAACAACCAAGUUUUCGCGGUCACCGUGUUCUUUAUUUGUUUUCGAGAAUGUCUCGAGACGACGGUGGUUGUGUCGGUUCUACUGGCCUUCUUGAAGCAGUCGCUCUACAAUGAUGAUCGCCCUACAUAUAAACGAUUGGUAAAACAAGUAUGGUGGGGAUGUGCGACAGGCCUAUUGAUUUGUCUGGCGGUUGGCGCGGGUAUGAUUGGUGCUUUCUACGGUCUUGGAACAGACGCUUUCUCAAGCACCGAGGACAUUUGGGAAGGUGUUCUGGGAAUUAUCGCCUCGAUCAUCAUCACCAUUAUGGGAGCUGCUCUCUUGCGCGUGUCUAAGCUACAAGACAAAUGGCGGGUCAAGCUUGCUAAGGCCCUUGAGCAGGAGAAGAACCCCAAUGAAUCAAAGAAGGGUCGGGUCAAGAGAUGGUUGGAGAAAUACGCCAUGUUUAUCCUUCCAUUCAUCACCGUUCUCCGUGAGGGCCUUGAAUGCGUUGUUUAUGUCGGUGGCGUGGGAUUAGGACUUCCGGCUACUUCUUUCCCAUUGGCCGUCUUCUGUGGUCUUUUGGCUGGUGUUGCCGUGGGCUAUCUCAUUUACCGGGGUGGACGAGAGACCUCGAUGCAGAUUUUCUUGAUUAUCUCGACUUGCUUCCUCUACCUCGUGGCUGGUGGUCUUUUCUCUCGAGGUGUCUGGUACUUUGAGAACAACGCCUGGAACAAGAUUAUCGGAGGCGACGCGUCCGAGACUGGCUCUGGUCCUGGAUCCUAUGAUAUUCGAAAGAGUGUCUGGCACGUGAACUGCUGUAACCCCGAGCUGGGAGGUGGUGGCGGUUGGGGUAUCUUCAACGCACUUCUCGGUUGGACCAAUUCGGCCGACUAUGGCUCCGUGAUCUCUUACAACCUAUACUGGAUCUGUGUGAUGGUUGGCUACUCGCUGAUGUUCUACCGUGAGAGACGUGGAGCUAUUCCUGUCAUUGAUCCGGCCAUGAACCGCAUCGCACGGAGCAAGGCCAAGGCUAGAGCCUUCAUUCUGCGCCGUCCCUAUGAAGACCCGGUGGCACCUGUUGAGACAACAGUUUCCGUGCCGGAGAAGCGUGCCGAGGCUUCCCUUAUAGCUCUUUAA
Messenger RNA from Penicillium pulvis, 1122 nucleotides. RefSeq names its product FTR1 family protein. Lineage: Eukaryota; Fungi; Ascomycota; Eurotiomycetes; Eurotiales; Aspergillaceae. The transcript is spliced from 4 exons. The coding region runs from base 1 to 1122 and encodes 373 amino acids. Gene Ontology annotation, cellular component: plasma membrane; high-affinity iron permease complex. Gene Ontology annotation, molecular function: ferrous iron transmembrane transporter activity. Gene Ontology annotation, biological process: iron ion transmembrane transport. The record is from RefSeq and is a predicted model, not a curated record.